This is a messenger RNA of Aphanomyces invadans, 1191 nucleotides long. RefSeq lists its product as hypothetical. Gene Ontology annotation, molecular function: aspartic-type endopeptidase activity. The transcript has a single exon. Gene Ontology annotation, biological process: proteolysis. Bases 1 to 1191 code for a protein of 396 amino acids. The record is from RefSeq and is a predicted model, not a curated record. Lineage: Eukaryota; Oomycota; Saprolegniomycetes; Saprolegniales; Verrucalvaceae.
AUGAGCCGUUCUGAGACCCUUAUGGGUGUUCAGCAAGUGCCGCUGGCCCCGAUGUACAAGUGCAGCACGAAGCGUGAGCGCCGGGAGUUCAUGGAUGAGUAUCUGGCGUACUCUCGGUGCGUGGAAGCGCUGAACCGUGGUGUGGGAGGAGUCCUCUUCCUCGAACCAUUGGCGGCAUGCAUCGAUCAAAAGAUUGUGCCUCGUGUUUGUGAACAUGAUUUCGGCAAGCCGUUCGAAGAAAUCACUGAAGACGAAUGGCGGGACUACUUUCUGAGUGCCCGUGAAGUUCAUGAACUUGACCUCGAUUGGGUUGCCAAGGCUAUGGCUCCCUUGAAGAUGGACACGCGGAUUUGCGAUGUGGAAUCCCGCGUCGGUCGAUUGCUGGCCGAUUUCUACGAGAAGCUCGAGCAGUUGGAUGUGGUUCACCUGUCCAGCCAAGAGCCGAAACAGUCGGUCAAGAUUUUGACGGCUGCAAUCCGACCCGCGGCGCUGAAGGCCACGGUAGAGCGGCAGCUCGCUCGGGAAGCAAACAAGGCAUACAAGGCCAGCGUGCCUGCGUUUGACCGCUGGUUGAUUCAGUUACUCGACAACUUCAUGUUGUUUGAGUCGCAAAUGGUGAUGGCGGAGAAGAAACCAGAAGAGAAACCGCGUCUCCAGUACGGCAAGACAUACCGGCAACCGCAACAGCGGAAGCCUGAUGGCCAAGCGAAAGGCGUGGUGCCCGCAAAGCAAGUGCUGUUUGCAAAAGGCUGCCUGAAGUGUGGCAGUGACGACCACAAAGUCGUGCAAUGUCCCAAGUGUGCGCCGGAGGAAGCGCAUCGUCUGUUAGAACAACGGGCAAAGCGUCCUCCUGUUGCGGCAAACACGCCUGCAGCCGCUCCAAGCGGCAUGCUGGCAGCCAAGAAGAACGUGGUUGGCGCGGCGAUCGACUCAAAGAAGCCGAAACUCGAAGCUCCGCAAGCGCCGCGCACCGUGCACUGCUCUGUGAAUGGCAUGGAAGCGCUGGCGCUACUUGACAGCGGCGCGGAUCAAUCGGUGAUUUCGCCUGCAUUGAUUGCGCGGCUGAAAGAAGCCGGCGCUUUGCUUGCGCCUGCGUGCAAGUUGGAUUCUGUCCUGGAGCUGGGUGGAUUCAUGGAAGAAAUGAAGCUUUCCGUCGACCGUGAAGUCAAGCUGAAGUUGACGUUCGACUAG